Musca vetustissima is the source of this 724-nucleotide messenger RNA. Its product is annotated as dynein axonemal assembly factor 4-like. The transcript has a single exon. The record is from RefSeq and is a predicted model, not a curated record. Gene Ontology annotation, biological process: cilium movement; outer dynein arm assembly; inner dynein arm assembly. Lineage: Eukaryota; Metazoa; Arthropoda; Insecta; Diptera; Muscidae. The coding region runs from base 11 to 724 and encodes 237 amino acids.
UUUUACGAUAAUGGUGCAAAUAACCCAAACCGAUGAAGAAAUUAAAAUCACAAUUGAAUUAAAUCGCCUGAUAACCCGCAAGCCGGACAUUGUCCUGCUGCCAACAUAUCUGAAAUUCAAUAACCCUCCGAUAUUUUUCGAACGACAUUUGGUACAAGAAAUCGAUGAAGUGGCAAGUUUUUGUCGCAUAUUCAAAAAUGAGGCACGCAUUGUGUUAAUCAAAAAGGCCAAAGGCAUUUGGCCGGAAAUCUUUAAGAAACUUAGCAAAGAAGAGUUGCUGCAAAAACGCCUCGAAGUUUCCGAUCAAGUAGUGCAACGCAAUAAGGAACGUGAUGAGAAGGCAUUGGAACGUUAUGAAAUUAAACGGCGUAAUGAAAUUGAUCGUGAGGUGAGGCGUGAGACGGCCAUGCGGGAAAGGGUUAAACAAUUCCAUGAACAGGCUUGUCGUGAAGCUAUGACAGUGGCGCCCAAGGAGACGCAUAUGAAAACUAAACAAGAAUCGUAUGGAAAUGGAUCGACAUCAGCUAGAUCUAAUAGCCGCUUGGGUACACCAAUUGCACCACGCUCCUUACCAGCUUUACGAACCACUGCAAAGAUAUGUGUCAGUUUCUCAUCAUUCAAAUAUGAUACACCGAAACGAGAGUCACAGGAGGGAGUACCGCGACCAUUUGUCGUGGAUGAUAUGCAAAAUGUUCGAGAAGUCGAUAAUUCGAAUGUAUCAUAA